Pisolithus orientalis is the source of this 637-nucleotide messenger RNA. Its product is annotated as ribosomal protein L13-domain-containing protein. Gene Ontology annotation, cellular component: ribosome; mitochondrial large ribosomal subunit. The transcript has 4 exons. Lineage: Eukaryota; Fungi; Basidiomycota; Agaricomycetes; Boletales; Pisolithaceae. The record is from RefSeq and is a predicted model, not a curated record. Bases 126 to 629 code for a protein of 167 amino acids. Gene Ontology annotation, biological process: translation; negative regulation of translation. Gene Ontology annotation, molecular function: structural constituent of ribosome; mRNA binding.
GUUUCAAGCCGUUGUAAGGAUCCGUGCGAUGAGUGGAGGGGUCGCGUAGCCAUAACAGAAAUUCGACCCCUCCACCAGUGCUUUCCUUCCUAGUCACUCUAAGUAAGUAGUACAGCUCCCAAGUCAUGUCGCAGGCCAUUGGUAAUACUGCACUCGCAUACGCCCGCGUCUGGCACCAUGUCGAUGCGUCAGACCGCAUCCUCGGAAAACUGGCGCAGAGGAUUGCAUAUGUGCUCAUGGGUAAACAUAAGCCCAUCUACGACAAGGGCAUCGACUGUGGCGACUACGUCAUCGUGACGAAUGCCCGCAACAUCCAGGUGUCGGGCAGGAAAGAGGAACAGUUGGUUUACCGAAAACACUCGAUGUAUCCGGGCGGACUCAAGGAAGAAAAGUUCAAAGACUUGGUGGAGACGAAGCCUCACGAGACCAUCGUUCACGCUGUCUCAGGAAUGUUGCCAAAGAAUAAGCUGAGGAAUCGACGGUUGGCACGGCUAAAGGUUUUCGGAGGCUCGAAUAUGGGCAUUUAUAGAAACAAUAUCCUGAAACGUUGGGAAGACGGGACGCUCUCGGACGACUACAUUCUAAAACUCGAUCCUAAGAACAGGACUCCGAAGCCAGCGCAAUCGUGAUUCCCCUC